UAUAUACAUUUGCUUAUAUAUAUAUAUACAAAACUAAAAACAAAACAAAAAGAAGAGGAGUUUCAUAUUGUUAAAAAGAAGCGAACGCACGGCGUAGCCAUUAUCCCAUCAACAUGGACAAUUUGCGGUUGAUGAAGGAACAUCGUUCCCAGAUAAUAAUCGGCGGCAAAUAUCGGGUGAUACGCAAGAUAGGCAGCGGCUCCUUUGGCGACAUCUAUCUGGGCAUGAGCAUUCAGAGCGGCGAGGAGGUGGCCAUCAAGAUGGAGAGCGCUCAUGCCCGCCAUCCUCAGCUGCUGUAUGAGGCGAAGCUGUAUCGCGUGCUCAGUGGGGGCGUGGGUUUCCCGCGGAUACGCCACCAUGGCAAGGAGAAGAACUUCUACACUUUGGUCAUGGAUCUGUUGGGACCGUCGCUGGAGGAUCUAUUCAACUUUUGCACGCGCCACUUUACCAUUAAGACCGUACUGAUGCUGGUCGACCAGAUGAUCGGCCGCUUAGAGUAUAUACAUCUGAAGUGUUUCAUUCAUCGCGACAUCAAGCCGGACAACUUUCUCAUGGGCAUCGGGCGGCACUGCAACAAGUUGUUCCUCAUCGACUUUGGCCUGGCCAAGAAAUAUCGCGACGCCCACAGUCGUCAGCAUAUAUCGUAUCGCGAGGAGAAGAAUCUAACGGGCACAGCCCGCUACGCCUCGAUCAAUGCCCAUUUAGGCAUCGAGCAGUCCCGUCGCGACGACAUGGAGUCCCUGGGCUAUGUGAUGAUGUACUUCAAUCGGGGCGUCCUGCCCUGGCAGGGCAUGAAGGCUAACAAUAAGCAGCAGAAAUAUGAUAAAAUCUCUGAGAAGAAGAUGUCCACACCCAUCGAGGUGCUCUGCAAGGGCUCACCGGCCGAGUUCUCCAUGUACUUGAACUAUUGUCGUAGCUUGCGUUUCGAUGAACAGCCCGACUACAUGUACCUACGUCAAUUGUUCCGCAUUUUGUUCCGAACGCUGAACCAUCAGUAUGACUAUAUCUAUGACUGGACAAUGCUGAAGCAGAAGACCCACCAGGGUCAGCCCAAUCCCGCCUUGCUGCUGGAACAGUUGGAGCCGCGCAACGACCGCGACAAGGAGAAAGAGAAACCGAACUGCAAACCUCCCAUCACCGAGUAAUUCAGCUGAAAAGCAGAUAAAUAAUAAUAAUACAAAUAAAACAAAUAACUUUUGGGUGGCAAGCGUUAAAAACAAGCAACAGAAUGCGUAACACAAAAUGGAAUCAAAUGAAAAUGAGAAGAAAAGAAAAGGAAUAAGCAGAAAGAAGAAAGGAAGAGCGAACGGAAACCGAAACGAAAGUUGGGAUGUUUCUUAAUAUUAAUUUAAAUUCAAUACUAAACAUUUAAGACGACGACGAAAACAAACAUAAAAAUGAAAGAAUAUAUCUAAAUGGAAUUCACACACAAACACACACAUACACAC
Molecule: messenger RNA, 1448 nt
Organism: Drosophila hydei
Lineage: Eukaryota; Metazoa; Arthropoda; Insecta; Diptera; Drosophilidae
Product: casein kinase I
Exons: 3
Coding region: 114-1145 (343 amino acids)
Biological process (GO): negative regulation of canonical Wnt signaling pathway; peptidyl-serine phosphorylation; signal transduction
Cellular component (GO): cytoplasm; nucleus
Molecular function (GO): protein serine/threonine kinase activity; ATP binding
Source: RefSeq, a predicted model, not a curated record